Messenger RNA from Colletotrichum godetiae, 4649 nucleotides. RefSeq lists its product as uncharacterized. The transcript is spliced from 3 exons. Gene Ontology annotation, molecular function: protein binding. The record is from RefSeq and is a predicted model, not a curated record. NCBI's taxonomy places the organism in Eukaryota, Fungi, Ascomycota, Sordariomycetes, Glomerellales, Glomerellaceae. Bases 1 to 4431 code for a protein of 1476 amino acids.
AUGUCAGACCCUCUCUCGAUCGCUGGCAGCAUUGCUGGCAUCGUUCAGUUAUCCGCAGCUGUUUUCCAGCAUGUCUCCAAGUUCGUGAAAGACGCAAAGGGCGCUGAGAAGACCGUUAAAGACCUUGCAGAUCAGACUAGAAACUUGUCCGGCGUUUUGCACAAUCUCGCCCUCCUCGCGUCGUCACUUGAGCAGGAGACCGCUACCUCAGCGUUCAAGGCACAUCAUCUCCACGCCUGCCGACAGACUCUACUUGCCGUAGAGAAACGUCUGGAAAAGCCGUUGUCUGGAUUCAACGAAGAGAGUAGACGACAAGCAGUAUACCGCAGCCUGAAAUGGCCUUUCUCCGGCGAAGACACCAAGGGGUUGCUGGCGCAGAUUGAAGGCCAUCGAAACACCAUUUCUCUGGCCCUAUCCACAGACACCCUCGAGAGCAUGUUAAAGUGUUUGGAAAAGCAGGACGAUAUUAUUGGAACCCUUAUCUCACUGAAUCAGAAGGUCAAGCGCCUGACUACCAUUCAGACUAGGAUAGAAUGUGACGAGAAGCGUCGGAAGAUCAUCGACUAUUUCUUGAAGGUGAAUCCUCAGGUCAACUUACAAACCUCGAGUCGAAUGCGUCAGCCCCUCACCGGACUAUGGCUCACAGAAAGCAAUUCUAUCUUCUUGAAGUGGGCUGACCUCCCGCGCUCCGGUCUCUGGUUGAGCGGAAUACCCGGAGCUGGUAAAACCAUUCUAUCUGGCAUGGUCAUCGAGAAAGUAUUACAAAAGAGCAGCCAAUCAGUCGCUGUUGCAUUCUUCUACUGUGAUUACAAGAAUAAUGAUAGCCAGAAGCUUCUCAAUAUCUUGAGCACAAUAGCCGUCCAAUUAGGACAGCAGAACCAGCAGGCUUUCAGAAUUCUUGAGGAAUACCACGGAGGAUUGAGAUCCGCAAAUGGUCUAGAUGCACAGCCUGAGCCAAAAGAACUGCUUGAUCUGAUAAUGAAAGUCAUCUCGGUGUACGAGAAGGUGUUCAUUGUCGUCGAUGGACUUGACGAAUGUGGAGGCAACGUAGCGGAAGUAGCUAAGGCUAUUAAACUUCUUUUAGAUGACUCGUCAUCCGCCAGCAUUGCAGUAUUCAGUCGGGACGAGCAGGAAAUUCGAGACGAAUUCGCGGACGAGUUCGCUCGUAUUGAGAUCGCAGCUCAUACGGAAGACCUCGACAUCUACAUUCGUGCCGAGAUGGCCCACAGAAGACAACUUCGCAAUCUUGGUAUCCAGAAUCCACAGUUUGCCGAAGAGAUCCGGCACCAGCUCGUGGACGGAGCACAAGGAAUGUUUCGAUGGGUAUCAUGUCAGCUAGACUACCUCUGCGAGCUGAGUACCAAUCGUGCCCGGCGGGCAGCCUUGAAAUCUCUACCCCCAACACUUCCAGAGACAUACCAUAGGCUAUUGAUCAGAAUCGCUCAAUCAGGAACAGACUCCAUGAGUCUUGUGCGAAGAGUGCUGCAUUGGACCAUUGCAGGAAGUCGAAUGACUCUGGCCGAGAUGCGAGAGGCAGUGUCAUUCGUUUCUUGUCCCAGCAAUCAAUUUGGACCUGAUGACCUCAUUGACGAGAAUGAAAUCUUCAGGAGAUGCAGCAGUCUGGUUAGAAAGUCCGAAGUAACUAGGGGCUAUUCUGUGCCCUCUAUAGAGUUGGCCCACUUCACAGUUGAAGAAUAUCUCACGAGCAUCGACGAUACUUCCGACGUCAAAUUCUUCAAGUACAAGCGGCACGAGGCAGAUGAAGAGCUUUCGACGGCUUGUCUAAGACUGUUCGUCUCUAGAGCUGAUAACACCAAGCUAGACCCAAUGACCGACCUCACGCUGAACAUGAACCGUGUACUGGAGCGUUUCAUCGGAAAUUACUUUUACUUGUAUUCGACCGCUAGGUUGUGCGAAUUCUGCACUCCCUAUCCAAUCUCCAAGAGCCACGGAGAAUUUUGGUUACAUUCACAGAACAUCGCCGAGUUUGAUAAGCUUAAACUCUUGUUUCAAUCCUCACGAGGGAUCUCGCUUCUGGAACUGGCCAUUGGAUCAAGAAUCAGAUGCACGAUUGCAGACAGCAGCCUUCUUAAAGGUCGUUGGAACAAGGAUGAGGAUAACGAGAAGGCGACUCUCAUAAAAGCCGAAGCCAAAACACUUCUCGCAGCUCUUCUCUCACCGGGCUUCACACCAUUACAACUUGCAGCUGCCAUGGGAAACCCUGGGUUAUGCAGCUUCCUCUGUGAAAGGAUGACGCCAAUAAGCCCUUGGGAACUUCAAAAAUGUUUGUAUUUCGCCUUCAGUUCCAUGCAACUCUUUUAUAGGAGACUAGGGACCUCUGAUGAUGUAGGCCAAUACCCGGGUAGCUAUCUGGGUCAAUUUCGAACGCCACACCGAACCAAUGCGAUCACGACCUUGCUUCGCGCACUUUUGGAAAAGAACACUAUUGAGACAUUAUAUUUCGCCAAAAGCACGUCACCUCCUGGGACAGGUUUCGCGGGAAACACACUCCUUCAUGUCGCCGCUCUUUACGGAGAGUUGGGGCCUGUAAAUAUUCUCCUCGAGGCCGGAUUUCUCCCUGACGAUCGGAAUUCACAUUCGGAAACCCCCUUUGACUUGGCGGUUAAACAGAAAUGGUGGGAACUAGCAAACCGCUUGCUCCGAUCGAAAUCACCACAUAUAAAAGCGUACAGAGCUAUUGAAGAUGGGUCCGAUAGGAACGAGAAUAGUCCUGACUUCAUUACAAAGGACUUGGAGGCCAUGCCACCGCCAUCCGCGACUGUGGUCAGGUUUGCGGUUCAAUACGACGAUUUAGAACUUCUCAAAGCCGUCAUUGACCAAGGCGUUUCCGUGAACGUUGAGCUACCUGAUUGUCUCAGUUGCCCUCGGAGUCCACUGGUCUUGUCUAUAGUACUUGGUAGAAGACAAUUCGUCCUAUGGCUACUCUCGCAGGGUGCGAGCUUGGAGAAUUGUGCUUACAGGAAACUACCACUGGGACUACAAAGCGUGGUUUCGUUGAUAGUGUUCUAUAAACUAGACAUUGACAUACUCGAGCUGGCGCUGGAAGAGUCCCUUCGUCAGAAAGUCUGGUGUACGGAAGAAGAACUAAAUCCGUUUCAUGUCGCAGCUCUCAGGUCAAACUCCGAUGCUAUGAGAUGCUUAUUCAAAAGUUACGAAGAAAACUCUCGUUUUUGGGGCUCGACAAGACAGCCUCGUAAAAUUGGCUUGACAUCAGCAGCAUCAAUGCUCGGAGUCUUUCCCACUCUAAUCAACGAUUUAAGCACAGUGAAUUCAGAUGAUAACGAACACUGGCCAAGAGAAAAGAGUUUUCGAGGCACUCCCCUUCACUACGCCGUCGUAGCAGGCUGCGAAACAUCUGUCCUCCUCCUUCUUUCACAUGGUGCUGAUUCAAACACGAUCGACCAGUAUCAAAGGUCUCCGUUAAUCAUAGCGGUGCAAAACAAUUUCAAAAACAUAGCUGAACUACUAGUCAACGCUGGUGUGGACUUAGCAUGCUCCGAUGACGAAAACCAGACGGCCCUUAUGUGCGCAGCGACAGAGGGUAAUAUGGAAAUGAUCAAAGUUUUGGAUAAAAGCAACGUUGUGCUGUCCAUGCCAGAUUCGCAUGGACACACAGCCCUUCACUACGCUGUGAGUGACCAGGACACUGCCGUUAGCACGUUCAUUUACUUCACUGAGAGGGGACUAGAAUCGGUCUUUGCCAAUUCCAACGCAAUGGAAAGUGCGGCCUCAUAUGUCUUUCGACAAAGCAGACAAAACAAUCCUUUGGUCACAUUUGUUCUGAAUUCCGGCUUUCUCACGCGCAUCACAAAAUUCGACAUUGGAAAUCCCCUUUCAUGUGCUGUGGCUGCAAGCGACGACGGUCUUCUUCGCAGGCUUUGGCGAAUUCUUCAGAAUUGUCCUGAGUCUCAGAGACUUCUCAAUGGAGAGACUGAACUUGAGUACAGUCCUCUAUGUCUUGCGGCAAUGGGUGGCAAAGAUCUCUUCAUCCAGCAGUUGCUGGAGUACAAAGCCGAUCCAAACAAAGAAGGGUGUCGACAUGGAAGCCCAUUGAUGGGUGCUUGCACAUUUGGCAGACUGGAGGCUGCGAAAAGACUCAUUCGCAGCGGCGCUGCGAUAUCCUAUACAAGCGAGAAGGGCAUAUAUCGGAACGCUUUUACAGUUGCCAUGCCCUUUCCUCGUCUUCAAUCAUGGUUACUGGUUGGCAGAUUUCAGGAUCAACCCAAAUUGUGUUCUGACUCUCAUUGGAAAGAUUGUGAUUCAAGAGUAGGGCAUUGGAGUGGGUUCUUGAAAGCUGAGUGGAGGCUAGUAGGGAAGAACAAGCAGCUCAGAGACGAGUCUAUGCUUGACUAUCUCAUUAAAUGUCACCAGCUCAAGAGGUGGGCCGGGGGACGUGUCCUGGUUCCAUGAUUUGCACUAGGCACUCAUUGUUUAAUUCUCACAGCGAUGUUUGUUUGUAAUUAUUGGUGUUUUCCACUUUCCUAUCCUGGGCCGUGACCAUAUCCUUUCUGGGCCAUCGAAUUCUGGAUACGGAUUGACCUCUGCAGUUGACAUCAACAAGCUGUUGGUCAACGCCGUCUAAUUGGCCACUAGCCAGAAAGUAAUACCAAUGAUAUUGCUUGCGGGGG